UUGUUCUUCCAUUUGUCCGAAAACGUCACCGUUUGCCUCCGAAUUAGUACCGACAAUCGACGGUAUUUGCUUGAUGAAAUUUCAGAGGGGGAGAAGUUGAAAUCGAACGACAGGCGAGCUUCCGGCCUGAUGGCGUAUCCGAGGAUCGGCCGGUCCGACGUGCCGGUCUCUAACCUAAAUUUCAACCGUCGCCACGUCAUGGAGCCAGACACCGAUUUCCAAUUUUACAGCCCGCAGUUGGACUCCGUUCCGGACAAAGAUUACGAAGACGUUCGCAAUACAGCCGGCGGAUCCGUUGGAAGAUCGAUGAAUCUUAAACACGUAGACAAAUUUCCAAAGGAAGCGUCAUGGUUGAUUUCAGAUCGUAUCCGUUUGGCAAAAGAUUAUCGACCUUGGCAGAAGAUCGACGAGGGAAGAUUUGUUUAUCCUGGCUCGUUCUCGAAACAGCCAACCGAACGGUUACACGCCUCGACUUGGCCGCGAGAACGACGUGGACCGAGCCGGCUGCAAAUGAUCUCCGAGGAUUUUCACACUGGCCGCCCGUAUGGAACUCACGCGAUCCGAAAUCUAAACGUAUCUCUAUCCAGUGACCAGCUGCCCACGAACGAUGCCAAACGAACUCCCUUUAAUCCUGCCAGGAGCUUUUUAGCAAGUGUUGAAUUAACGUCUCUUGAAUUUAUUUGUUGGUUUCCCACGGAAAGUAGACAGAUACUUAAAGGCCUUCGUGGCCUUUCUCCGAAUAUCGUUCUGUCCGAGAAUUUGACAGAAUUUUCCAUUCGACGUGCCACGAUCGACGAGUUAAAUUCGACAAUCAAUUCAACCGCGUUGCAUGAGGAUAUUUUGUAUCGGUGAUUCUGGAAAAGCUGGCAAUUCUGCUCGAAACAGAAUCGUGGAACUCUUGAUCGCGGCCAUUCAGAUUCGUCGUGUCUUCUGGAAAUGCGAAUCGACGACUCUGAAU
Molecule: messenger RNA, 958 nt
Organism: Heterotrigona itama
Lineage: Eukaryota; Metazoa; Arthropoda; Insecta; Hymenoptera; Apidae
Source: the annotation of a GenBank genome assembly